Messenger RNA from Exophiala oligosperma, 2898 nucleotides. RefSeq lists its product as uncharacterized. NCBI's taxonomy places the organism in Eukaryota, Fungi, Ascomycota, Eurotiomycetes, Chaetothyriales, Herpotrichiellaceae. Gene Ontology annotation, molecular function: protein binding. The coding region runs from base 427 to 2361 and encodes 644 amino acids. The transcript is spliced from 2 exons. The record is from RefSeq and is a predicted model, not a curated record.
CCUUUCUCCACCGCAGUUCUAUUCUUUCUCACGAGAGUGAAAGAGUGCGAAACAGAGAGAGAGAAAGUGAGGUCCGUACUCCAUCCAGCCUUUGUCACCGCGUCACUGCUGCUCUCCAGCUUGUUGAUUACCUUCACUUCCUCAUGCGCUGACUUUGCUGCUACACCCUUCACGUCGCGCGCGACUUUCGAUUCUUCAAUCCAUCCUAUUGUCCCUAUUCACAACUUAGUGCCAUUGUCGCCCUUCUUUUAUCGACAAUUGUGCCGAUCAGUCCUUACUACCUUCUCAGUCACUCUCUUCGAACUAGAAAGACUCGUGCCGGCGACGCUGGUCUUAUUCCGACUUAGGAUUAAAACAACCAAAAAAGAAGCUCUUGGUUGAGGAACAACAAGACUUGUGAUCACCGGUGUGAAAUACAUAUCAGAGAUGGGUCACGCCCAUCAGCACUUCCAUGACAGAAUGGUAGAGUUGGCGCGACGAGACGAUGGCGUUAGCACAGCAGGAGGCACCGUCUACUCAGUUGUCUAUGUGACCGCCGAGCCAACCUUCACUGGUGUCAUCGGAGGCUACACAACCCUGAGUGGAGGAGGAUCCAACAGCAUACCAGCUGUAGCAACUGCCACCGCAGGAGGUGGUCAAGCUGGUGGAAAAACCGGGGCAUCGGUCCAAUUCAGCACUGCUCCAGCGGAGACAGUCGUCGCCUCUGGCAAUGCGAACAACUCCUUUGACACUGCUGCGGCGGCAGCAACUACAGCCCCAAACUCGCUUGCCAACGCCUCUGCAUCAACGACAUUCUCCCCCAACAAUGUUGCAGAACUCACCAGUUCUGGUGCUUCGGCAACCGCUGGGGCUUCUCAGAAAGACGGCUCCAGUAGCUCAAGCGGCGGCAUGGCAACAGGUGCAAAAGCAGGUAUUGCCAUUGGCGUCAUUGCCGUCGUCGGUAUCAUUGCAGUCUUCCUUCUCUGGAUACUCGGGAAGAAGAAGAGGGAACGCGAGGCCCAAGCCAACAAGGACAACGAGAAGUCGACAUAUGGAGCUGGUGCCCCUGCUGCCACGGAGAUGAUUAACAGAAGUCCCACCAUCUCCAGCACCACUGCCCCAAGACUGAGCCUCCGACCUGUAUCUCGAAUGCUUCCAGAGUUCGGCCAACCUAACAAAGCACGACUGAGCGGCGGUAAUCUCUUGAACACGGCCGGAGAGCCUGGUGCUGCUUCAGCUCGAAACCUUUCUCCAGCUCGCCAACCGCGUGGACCAAGUCCGACUCGCAAGCCCAUGGAGCGAGAGGAUCCCUUUGCAGAUCCAGAGAAUCCAUUUGCUGAUCCUGAAAAGGCUCCUUCUGCCCCAGCCCACGCUGCCCCAACUUCUCAACCAGCCCCUCGUAUGAUGCCAAUGCCAUCUGCUGCUGCCGCCCCUGUUGCUCCUGUUGCUGCUGCCGCGGCUCUCGGUGGUGCUGCAACUGCGGCAGCCUUCAAACCGAAGUCGAGCCCAGCGCCUGUCCCAGAGCCCGUUGCAGCACGACCACUGCCAACUGUACAAGCGCCUGCGGCCAACGAUGAGUCUGCACCUCAGCCUCCUGUCGCAAUGGCUUCGCCUCAACCGACCCCGCGAGACGCCCCUGCAUCUGGUCCAUCUACUCCUGUCACCCCGGUUCCAAUUGUCGCCGCCGCUCCUGCCGCAUCUCCGGCUAGCGAACCGCCUCAAGGCAAUGUUUAUCGUGUUCUGCUGGACUUCACUCCUUCAAUGGACGACGAGCUGGAACUCAAGAACGGACAACUUGUUCGACUGCUCCACGAAUACGACGACGGAUGGGCCCUCUGCAUCAGACUUGAUCGCUCUCAACAAGGUGUUGUCCCUCGCACGUGCCUCGCGACGAAGCCGUCCAAGCCGAAGCCAUCACAUCUGAACCAGUAUGCCCGACCUCCUGCACAUGGUCCCGGAUCCGCCUCCCGCCCGAUGUCGCCUGCAGGCACUCCUCGAAGCCAGAACUUCAACUCUCCUCGCCCAGCGGGUAUGACUCCUCCUGGACGGCCCAUGUCACCUGCAAGCAGACCCAUGAGUCCCGCCGGCGGCCCUCGACGACCAAUGUCCCCUGGACCAAUGUCCCCCGCGGGUUCAAUGAGGCCAUCGAGAUCAAUGAGUCCAGGACCCGGUCAGUUCAACCAAGCCCCUCGACCACUCUCUCCAGGCCCUCGACCUCAACAAAAGCGCAGCAUGUCUCCCGGACCAUCUCGAUCAUCACCCAUGGCGGAUGUUAGCCGGAGACGCAGCAACUCGGCCAGCGUUGUUCGAGAAAAGCGCAACUCGCCGAUCGGGCCAUCCAAGCUUGGUCCUGGCCCGUCCGCUCCAGGCACUGCCUUGUGAAGAAACGCGAUUGGACAUUCUCUCGGAUGCCGAAUGGUGACGACCCAUGCCAUAGUGUUUCAAGCCUCGAUACUUCUGUACCAUGAAACGAACGUGCAAAUGCUUCUCAUACCUUUGAAGGGGUGGAAAAUAUGCGGCCUAUGAUUUCUGCCGUGGCGCCUUCCACUGCGCAAAGGUGUUUUUACCCGGGUAAAAGCCCACGAUAUUUGUGUGCGUGCGCUAGUUUUUCUCCCCUUCUUCUAGUCCUUUGGGUUUUCUUUUUUCCUUUGAAGAAACCAAGAUCUUGUCCUUAUUAUUUUACCUGGCUCGAUCUACGGAGUCGGCAUUAGCUACGCAGUAAUAGGACCCAUUUGUGUUCUUGAGAUGGGGCUAGGUUGGACCGUCGAAGAAUCUGAUAGUUGGGUGACAGUGUAAGGGAGCACGGGGAGAGAGAUUCGGCGUUUUGUUUGCCAGCCAGCCAGCGGUGCUGAGAUACAUAGACUAGGCCUUCGAGGUAAUGCUUCUCGAUACUCAAUGCACAAUGUUCAUUUGUCAUCG